Fusarium fujikuroi IMI 58289 is the source of this 1560-nucleotide messenger RNA. RefSeq names its product related to hexose transporter protein. NCBI's taxonomy places the organism in Eukaryota, Fungi, Ascomycota, Sordariomycetes, Hypocreales, Nectriaceae. Gene Ontology annotation, cellular component: membrane. The record is from RefSeq and is a predicted model, not a curated record. The transcript is spliced from 4 exons. Gene Ontology annotation, molecular function: carbohydrate:proton symporter activity. The coding region runs from base 1 to 1560 and encodes 519 amino acids. Gene Ontology annotation, biological process: transmembrane transport; carbohydrate transport.
AUGGGCAAGAAUAGUCUUGAAGGCAAAACGGACGUCGCUAUGGCUGAAGAUGCAAGCCAUGUCGUUGACGAGCAGAUCCUUGAUCUCGACAAGAGAAUCCAGGAACUCGUCGCGAUCGCGCCUCCAUUCUACCAGAACAAAAACCUUCUCCGGCUGUAUCUUCUCAUCAUCCCAACUUGCUUGGCAGCUGCUAUCACUCUGGGAUUCGAUGCGAGUAUGAUGUCUGGUCUUCAAGCUGUGCCUUCUUGGGAUAACUACUUUGGUCAACCUCGUGGUGCGCUCCUUGGUAUCAUGUCUGCAAUCCUCCCUCUCGGAUGUGUUGUUGCGACGCCCUUUAUCAGCUUGGUCGGUGAUCGUUGGGGACGACGUAUGGGCAUCUUUGUCGGCGCUGUAAUCAUGAUCAUCGGUGCUGCCAUACAAGGUGCUUCUGUCCACUUCGCCAUGUUUCUCAUCUCCCGCUUCAUCAUCGGUUUCGGCCUCGUCUUCGCAAACGCCUACGCCCCCAUGCUCAUCGGCGAACUCGCCCACCCGAAAGAACGACAAACCUCUUGGUACAUCGGUGCCAUCCUCGCUGCUUGGGUGACCUUUGGAACCUUUAGCAUCAAGAGCGAAUGGGCGUGGAGAAUCCCGUCUCUUCUACAGGCUGCCCCUGCUCUGCUUCCCAUCUCAUGCGUCUUUCUUCUUCCCGAGUCCCCUCGAUGGCUCAUCGCCAACGGUCGCAGUGAAGAAGCAAAGGCUGUGCUGGUUAAGUGGCAUGCCAAUGGGAACGAGGACGAUGAACUUGUCCAGCUCGAGUUUAUCCAGAUGCGAAAUGUCAUUGAAGCCGAGGUGAGCAACGAGACCGGUUGGAAGGACCUUUUGACAUCGCCUGGUAAUCGAAAGCGAGUCUUUAUUCUGGUCUGUCUCGGCUGCUUCAGUCAGUGGUCGGGCAAUGGCCUCGUUUCUUACUACCUUGUUCGUGUGCUCGAAACUGUUGGUGUCACCAACCCUCGGGAGCGUAACAUUCUCAACGGCUGCCUCAUGAUCUUCAACUGGCUCACCUCGGUGGCAUCGGCUUUACUUACUGCUUACAUGAAGCGCCGAACCCAGUUCCUCAUCUCUGUUGGCGGCAUGCUCGCCAUCUUCGCAUCUCAGACUCUUUGCGUCGGCCUCUUCAACGAAGAUCACAACACCGCCGCAGGAAAAGCCGUCAUCGCUAUGCUCUUCCUCUUCUACUUCUUCUACAACUUGGCCUUCAACGCGCUCCUCUACUCCUAUCCUGUAGAGAUCUUUCCGUAUCCCAUUCGUGCCAAGGGUUUCUCGCUCCUCAUGUUCUUCGGAAAGGCGAGUAACUUUAUCAACACCAUGGUCAACCCCAUCGGUCUUCAGGCACUGGCGUGGAAAUUUUACUUUGUUUACGUGGCGUGGCUUGCUAUUGAGCUUGCUGUGGUUUGGAAGUUCUUUGUCGAGACAAAGGGCCCGAGUCUUGAAGCUAUUGCUGCUGUUUUCGACGGUCAUGCCACGGCGGUUGAGCAUGAGUCGCAAGACUUGAAGAAGCAGAAGAAGUUGGAGGAAGAUUGA